Molecule: messenger RNA, 4380 nt
Organism: Sungouiella intermedia
Lineage: Eukaryota; Fungi; Ascomycota; Pichiomycetes; Serinales; Metschnikowiaceae
Source: the annotation of a GenBank genome assembly
AUGAUUUCAAAGUCACCAACUCCCAUAAACCCCAGAAACAUGGCAUUUUCGGGUGGACCCAACAUGUUUUCCUCCUCGACAAGGAAAGUGGCGGUUGAUCCCAUCACUCUCAUGAUCAACGAGUGUAUGAUAAUUCUGCUGGCCAUGUACAAAAUGAAGCGGUGGUCGCAAAGCGGCGUAGCUGCCAUUUUGGGCACUGGCGACAUAUUUGGCGAGGACGAUGUCAUGAAUCUAGGAUUGGGUGCUAAAGAAAGCGGAGCAAGAGCCAACGGGGCCGCCGUGGCGCCAAAUAGCAACCCUUUGCACUCGAGCUUCUUGCAAUUGCGUGUAAUUUUGAUGGAAACAUCAGAUAUCUACGCCGUGGACAGCUUGACAUUGCUCCAGCCAUUCUUAAUGGCUAUUGAGUCAAGCACCACUUCCAGCCAUGUCACCACAUUGGCAUUGAAUGCCAUCACAAAGUUCCUUGACUACGACAUUCUUUCCCUGCGUCUGAAGAACUUGCAGAAUCUGCUUGUGCAGUUGAUACUGUCGUUGACACAUUGCAGAUUCGAGGCCUCGGACCAGAACACUGACGACUCAGUCUUGUUGAAGGUUUUGCGUCUUUUAGAAAUGAUUGUGGAUUCUCCGCUCUCGCGCCUAUUGCCUAAUGCAGUGGUCUCAGAGGUGAUUCAAACGUGUUUAUCGCUUGCUUGCAACAAGAGAAGAAGCGAGGUGCUCAGAAGGGCUGCAGAGAUGGCUAUGGUAUCUAUGACCAUCCGCGUGUUUCUGCGCCUUCGCGAGCUAGAGCCAGAACAUGCCAAUUCUGAGGAGAUUUCUACUAAUUACGCAGAAUUGCCAGCUGAUGUUAUCGGAAGCACAGCUGUUGAAGACUCUGAAAGUGCACUUGAAGGAGAGGAAAUCUCCGAUAAAUUAGCCAGGGAGCAAUCUGCAAGGCUCAGAAGAUUGUCAGGACCCUUGCAAGCCUCGCCAAAAAAGAACUCAGACGAUGUUGCUGAGAAGCAAUUUGACAUUGUCUGCAUCAACGAGUUCUUCGGCAUACUAAUAUCCAUGAUAUCACCCUCCAACCAGUACCAGCACAUGGAGUCCACCAGAGUGUUUGCCUUAUACUUAAUUAACACUGUCAUCGAGGUAGCAGGUGAUGAUAUUCCUCGCCACACCUCCUUGAUGGGUUUGGUUUCUGACCCAGUGUCUAAGGAUGUUUUGCAGAUAAUCACCACAACAGACUCGCCGGCUUUGUUACUGGCAGCUCUCAGGUUAUUCUGUACAAUGGCAAUAGUGCUCCACAAUCAGCUCAAGUCACAGAUCGAAUUAACAUUCAACUUAUUGUUCAGAUCCAUUUUGCCUGCUGAGACUCAAGGCGAGGACUCCAUUAAAGGUAACAAGACUGUUGUAUCCAACAGAGUUUCCUCAUCCAAGGAAAUGAUUGUGGAGUCUCUUUCCUUGCUUUGGACGAGAUCUCCUCAGUUCUUCUCCCUGUUGUUUGUUGAGUUUGAUUGCGAUUUCGAGAGGACUGACUUGGCAACCUCGUUCGUUCAUUUCUUAUGCAAAUUAGCCCUUCCGGAGUCAGCAUUUAUGGCCACAGACAAUGUGCCUCCAAUUUGCUUGGAGGGUGUUCUUUCCUUGAUUGCUGGCAUCAAUGAUAGAGUGAAGGGCUGUAAUGUCGCCCAACAACUGCCUUCAGCAUCUGAGCAUAAUUUAAUUGUUGACAAGGAAAAGAAGACGUAUUUUGUGAAGUGCACAGAACUAUUCAACAAGAGUCCCAAAAAGGGCCUCGCUGCUCUCUGUGAGAAGGGCUUCAUCAAAGAUCCUGCUGAUCCUAAAGAGGUCGCGGAGUUCUUCUUCCACAAGUCUACGAGACUUAACAAGAAGAUGCUUGGUGAGUUCCUUGCAAAGCCAAGCAAUAUCGAGCUUUUGAAGCAUUUUAUGACGCUUUUUGAGUUUGAUGGCCUUAGAGUCGACGAGGCUUUGAGAUUGAUGUUAAAAGCCUUCAGAUUGCCUGGAGAAUCCCAGCAAAUUGAGAGAAUUGUUGAGCUUUUCGCCGAAGCUUACGUGGGCUGCCAAAGUGACCUGACAAGUUUCUGCCCUCAUGAGGAAGACCAGGAACCUGUGACUCCCGACAGAGAUGCGGUUUUUGUGUUGUCCUAUUCAAUUAUCUUACUUAAUACCGAUUUGCACAAUCCGCAAGUGAAGAAGCAAAUGGACUUGGACGCUUAUAGGAGGAAUCUUAAGGGUGUCAACAACGGCAAGGAUUUCCCCGAGUGGUACUUGUCUAAGAUUUACAGUUCCAUCAGAGAUCGUGAAAUCAUCAUGCCAGAAGAACACCACGGUACUGAUAAAUGGUUUGAUGAUGUUUGGCACAACCUUAUUUCUUCUCAAUCUAGGUAUGCCCGUGAUCAUGGAGUUUCAAUCAAUGAUUUUGAUUUACCUACUUUAUGUCAGUUCGACAAACUUUUGUUUGAAUCUAUUGUGGACGAGACGGUUGAUACUUUAAUCAAGGUUUUCAUGGAGGCUUCUGAUGACCACAUAAUUACAAAGUUGAUGUCCUCGAUUGACAAGUGUGCAAAUAUUUGUAUUUCUUACGGAUUAACGGAUUCUGUGGACAUGUUGAUCUCCAAAUUGGCCAAGUUGACAACCCUCCCAGAUAAGAGUUUCCUCAAAGUUAAUCCUGAUGAGAAUGUUCGAAUCGAGAUUCCAAUCACGCAGAUUAAUAUCGAGAAGAAGAAUGAGGCCAUCUUCAUUAGUGAUAUGGCUGUUCAUUUUGGCAGGGAUUUCAAGGCUCAGCUUUCCACAGUUGUACUCUUUAGAUUGAUCAAGAAGCCUGAUUGUCGGGUCACUGCGUCAUGGGACUCUGUUAUUAAGAUCAUAUUGACUCUCUUUGAAUACUGCUUGAUCAACCCCAAUCUCUUCAGUGAAUUCCAAAAGAAGCUCCAAUUGUCUCCUUUGGAGAAAGUGAAGGCCAGAUACACAAUUCUGCGGGUGAAGCCACUCAAAGAAUCUGGACUUAUGUCCUCUUUUUCAUCGUUCUUUAAAGGUUACUCAGAUGACCCUCCAGAACCCAGUGAUCAGGAAGUCGAAUCCACUCUUUCCACCAUUGACUGUGUGAGAUCUGUAAAUGUGCCAGGUAUUUUCGAUACUGUUUCAAAGGGAACUAGUGAAGAAUUGGUGACGUUUAUUGAAAUGAUUUUGGACACUUUGCCUGAAUUUACACCAGAGAAGAAGCGCUUCUUUGAAACCGAAGUCUUGUUCUUGUUCGAAAUUGCUGUAUGCUUCUCGCUUAUUGUUAAUGACUCUAAGGUUACCAACAAGGUCAUCGAACGAUUGACCUACUAUUUGAAGUCCGAGCGUGGCAUCAACAAGGGGUACUGUAGACUUUCAGUUUAUUUAUUCUUGGUCGGGAGACAAAGCGAUGGAACUCAAAGAGACUCAAUUGUCGAAACUUUGAACCAUUUGCACACCAUCGACAAGGAAGCAUUAUCAGCGAACAGUGCUGCUUUGAAUCAGACUUUGUUCUCUCUUGUGGAUGACGAGUCUGGGUUGAAGAGCUUAAUCGCGGAGGAGUCUUAUUGGAAAUUAUUGAGGUUGACGGGAUCCACACCAGAACGCGCAGAAGAUGUUUUGAUUUUCGUUGAAUCUAUCGUGAAGAAUUCACCUGAGGAGAUAAAUCAACAAAAUUAUGUUUCUUUCCUAGGAUUGCUCGACGAGAUUUCCUCAUUAGGUGUUGUUGCAGCACAAUAUGAACAAGCGAAGGAGAAAGGAAAGGCGCUUGAUGCAACUGAAGAAUCGGCAUUGGUUAGAAAAUCGGUUGAGCUCUCCAAAAGAUCUGUCAGUUUAACAGGUGAGCUUGCAAGCACACAGCAAUUUGUCUCGUAUCCACUUAUCCAAGCCUUGGCCCAUCAAUGUUUCAAUCCAUGCAGAGAGAUAAGAGGACAUGCUAUUAAAGUUUUGCAGACAACGAUUUUGUCUGGUACAUUCAAUUCUGAUUACACUGCCGCUGGCAUCUACGAAUAUGGUUUGUUCCCAUUGUUAACAGAGUUGGAGAAAGACGAGGUGUUUCACACUGAUGUGAAUGGAUUCCCCGACACUCACCAGCAAGUGUUAAACUUGGUCAGCAAAGUAUAUUUGCAGUUCCACAGCGAGCUUCCAAGCGAUGAACAAUCUAAAAUCUGGCUUGGAAUCUUGGACAAUUUUGUAACGAUCAACCAGUUGAAUGCCAAAUUCCAGAAAGAAGACGUUCGUGAAUCCAGUUCUGAGAUUAUGAAGAAUAUGAUUUUGGUGUUGCGCAAUGAACUUCUUGUUCCAGAAAAAACAGAACUCUGGGACGCCACUUGGAAGACCCUUGAUCCCAUCUAUCCUGGGAUGAAAGAUGAGCUUCCUAAUUAA